GCGCUGGGUCCCCCCCGCGCCGAGCGGGGGCCGGGCCGGGCGGGAGCGGCCGCGCUGGGCGGGAGCGGCGGCGGCGGCGGCGGCGGCUCGGCCCCGGGUGCCCCAGGGCCGCCUGGAGCCGGAGGCUUCCCCGCGGCUCCUGCCGAGCGCCGAGCAUCCUUCCCCCGGCAGCCGGGCUGGCACCGGCACCGGCACCGGGAUCAGCAUCAACACCAGCACCAGCAUCACCCCCGGCAUCGACAUCACCCCCGGCACCGGCACCGGCACCGGCACCGGCACCGACAUCACCCCCGGCACCGGCACCGACACCGACAUCACCCCCGGCACCGACAUCACCGGUACCGAAAUCCCCGGCACCGCCGGCACCGACAUCCCCAUCACCCCCGGCACCGCCGGCACCGGCAGCAGCACCGGCAGCAGCACCCUCGGUGUCACCGUCAGCACCGGCCUCGGCCCCGGGCUCGCCGCUGGCACCAGGUCGGAGGGGACGCAGCCGGGACUGAUCCCUGUUCCUGUGGUGUCCCUCCCUCGCCUGGGCACGGGGCAGGAGCGGUGCCAGGCCAGGCUGGAGGGUGCCCGGGUUAGCAUGACCGAGGUGGAACCCGUGCUGGAUUUCGCAUCCUCCGGCAGGACGGGCCGGCGCAAUGCCCUGCCCGACAUCCUGGGCUCGCCCGCCGGCGUCAGCCCCGCAGACCUGCCCCUCAAACUGGCCGAGAUGUCCCUGAGCGCAGGCAGUGCCCAGGACAUGCAGUCACCCUCGGCGGAGGUGCCCCCUCCGCAGCCCCCCAGCCCCGAGCUGAAGGACACGUCCUAACCCCGCCCGGGGGGGACAUUUGUGAGCGGCGGAGGAAGGAGGAGGAGGCUGCGGAGCACCAGCCCGGCUUUCCUGGCACUGCCGGAGGCCGCCGGGAUUCCCUCGGUGCUGCCGCAGCGAGACCCUGGAGCGUCCCCCGGGCGCGGGGGAGCCGCGCGUGGCGGGGACGUGCGGGGACACGGAGGGGACCUGCCGUGAGCAAGGGCCGGUCCCCAGCCGCGCCCUGCGCCAGGACUCGGGGGGGCGGGAAUGCUUUUGCCUCCCCGGGGGGAGGAAUCUUUUUCUUCUGGGGGCUUUUGGCGGAGCCGAGCGCUGGGGGGCCCCGGGGGGGACCCUCUUGGCCGCAGGAGCAGCCACGGGUGUUUCUUGCUGAGUGUGGUGUUCACUGUGAUGUUUUUGGGUAACUCGUCUCCUUGCCUUUCUUCUGGGUGCCUCGGGAGCCGUUCCCGAGUUUGGGGGGAAACACCAGGAAGCACAAAAACCCCGAGAGCCCCCGGCCCUCAACCGAGCCCCCGGGCUGCCGGCGCGUCUCUGCGGGGUCCCGCUGAGGAGCAGAGCACCCCUGGGCGCCCCUCGCCCCUGGGGAUGGGCUUGCUGGGGAUUUUGGGGUGUGGGGAGGGGGCGAUGCGCUUCGGAGCACCUCCAGCCCCCCGAGCCGGGUCACCGGGCAGAGCCAGCCGGGUCCUGCGGCGUUUGGGGGUGAGGGAGACGCGGAGUGAGGCUUUCCCGGGCCGUGCUCCCCAAAUCCUCCGCUCCUGCCAGAGGAACUGCGG
Poecile atricapillus (Black-capped chickadee) is the source of this 1587-nucleotide messenger RNA. Its product is annotated as cAMP-dependent protein kinase inhibitor beta-like. Gene Ontology annotation, cellular component: cytoplasm; nucleus. The transcript has 4 exons. Lineage: Eukaryota; Metazoa; Chordata; Aves; Passeriformes; Paridae. Bases 587 to 814 code for a protein of 75 amino acids. Gene Ontology annotation, molecular function: cAMP-dependent protein kinase inhibitor activity. Gene Ontology annotation, biological process: negative regulation of cAMP-dependent protein kinase activity. The record is from RefSeq and is a predicted model, not a curated record.